Passer montanus (Eurasian tree sparrow) is the source of this 3566-nucleotide messenger RNA. RefSeq names its product casein kinase 1 gamma 2 (gene CSNK1G2). The transcript has 12 exons. Lineage: Eukaryota; Metazoa; Chordata; Aves; Passeriformes; Passeridae. Gene Ontology annotation, cellular component: plasma membrane; nucleus; cytoplasm. Gene Ontology annotation, biological process: endocytosis; positive regulation of canonical Wnt signaling pathway; peptidyl-serine phosphorylation. The record is from RefSeq and is a predicted model, not a curated record. Gene Ontology annotation, molecular function: protein serine/threonine kinase activity; ATP binding. Bases 338 to 1690 code for a protein of 450 amino acids.
UGAUUUUCUGCCUCUCCUUUUGCACAGCUGGGACACCGAGGAGCUGUGCUGGGAGGACCCUGUCUGCAGGAUGUUCUCUCCACCAAAGACCUCCCUGUGACCGGCGAUGAUGACAGUCCCGGCGGGACCUUGGGAAGCACUAACAUUUCAGUAGCCCAGCACCCGUGGACGGCCUCUUACCCCUCCUUGUGCAGACCCCGCCCUCGCAGCGCUCACCGGGAUGGUCUGUUAACCACGAGGAACCCUGCUUCUUUCCUCCUCACCCUUCCAUUUUCGGCAGCUCUGGGAUUUGUAUGGCAGCAGCGUAACCGUGGAGAGGCCGGGGUAUCACAAACUUAUGGAUUUUGAUAAGAGAGGAGGGAAAGGGGAGCUGGAGGAAGGUAAAAGAAUGUCCAAGACAGGUGGAGGAAGGAGUGGUCAUGGAGGCCGGGGUGCUGGAACCAACUCGGGAGUCUUAAUGGUGGGUCCCAACUUCCGUGUCGGCAAGAAGAUUGGAUGCGGCAAUUUCGGGGAGCUCCGUCUAGGGAAGAAUCUCUACACAAACGAAUACGUAGCUAUCAAAUUGGAACCCAUAAAAUCCCGGGCCCCCCAGCUGCACCUGGAGUAUCGGUUCUACAAACAGCUCGGCAAUGCAGAAGGAAUUCCUCAGGUUUACUACUUUGGCCCCUGUGGGAAGUACAACGCCAUGGUGUUGGAGCUGCUUGGACCCAGCCUGGAAGAUCUCUUUGAUCUGUGUGACCGAACCUUCACGCUCAAGACCGUCCUGAUGAUCGCGAUCCAGCUGAUCACACGGAUGGAGUAUGUCCACACCAAAAGCCUGAUCUACAGAGAUGUCAAGCCAGAGAACUUCCUGGUGGGGCGGCCGGGCAGCAAGCGGCAGCACACCAUCCACAUCAUCGAUUUUGGCCUGGCCAAAGAGUAUAUCGACCCCGAGACCAAAAAACACAUCCCCUACCGAGAGCACAAGAGCCUGACAGGGACAGCACGUUACAUGAGCAUCAACACCCACCUGGGGAAAGAACAAAGCCGCAGGGACGACCUGGAAGCAUUAGGGCACAUGUUUAUGUACUUCCUCCGUGGGAGCCUGCCUUGGCAAGGCCUCAAGGCCGACACACUAAAGGAGAGGUACCAGAAGAUUGGUGACACCAAAAGAGCCACCCCGGUGGAGGUGCUCUGUGAGAACUUCCCAGAGGAGAUGGCCACGUACCUGCGCUACGUGCGGCGCCUGGAUUUCUUCGAGAAGCCCGACUACGACUACCUGAGGAAGCUCUUCACAGACUUGUUCGAGAGGAACGGUUACGUGUUCGACUACGAAUACGACUGGGCAGGGAAACCUCUGCCCACCCCCAUUGGCACGAUGCACAGCGAGGUGCAGGUGCAGCCCCCGAACAGAGACAAAGCACAGCCACACACCAAACACCAGCCGCCCGAGGGGACGGAGUUGUGGGAUCCUCAGGCCGGUGGGCAGCCUGCCGAGGAGCCUUUGGGAGCUCACCUGGCAGCCGGCAGGCUCGGGGGGUCCGUCCAGGUGAUGAGCUCCACCAACGGAGAGCUGAACACAGAUGACCCGACGGCAGGACAUUCGAACGCCCCCAUCACAGCCCCCACCGAGGUGGAGGUGACAGACGAUACAAAGUGCUGCUGUUUCUUCAAGAGAAGGAAGAGGAAAACCACCAAGCGUCGCAAGUGAGCUGCCGGCCGGGCGGAGCGGCGAGCGAUGGCUCCUCUCCCUCUGGCCGAGGCUGGAUGUUGCCCCGCGGAGCCAGCGGCCCCUCGGGCUGGACGGGGCCGGGGGGCCGGGCCGGACGGGUCCCCCAGCGCCCCGCGCGCAGCUGGGGAGCGGGGCCUCCCCAAACUGCUUGUCCUUUCCUCCGCCACUCGUGGCCGUUUACUCGAACCAAGCCCAACUUCGCUGAAGUUCCUGCGUCCGUCAAACAGAAAAAAAGAAGAAGAGAAAAACCCACGGCGUCACUUGCUUUGAGUUUAUAACCAGUCUGAAAUGGGGAUCAACUACAGACUCUGACCCGUCGCUGUCAGAAGAAGAUGAAGACAAUUUCAAGAGCAGUGGGCUAAGGAGGAAUUUUUUUUUUUUCUGUUGCUUCUUUGUCUCUUAAGUUAAUUUAAAGUGAGUCUCGGUGCAGAGUGCUGAGUCGUCAGUCUUUGACCGUCAUCUUCAGUGUUACCGAAUUCUGCUCUUCCUUCCGGCCCCCCGCGGGUCCCCUCGGUCCGGCCGUCGGUGGCAGCGCCGGGCUCGCUCCGGCCCCGCUCGGGCGGGGAGAGCCGGGGCGCGCGGGGCGGGGAGAGGAAACGCGUUUACAGUUCAUUUACGAUGCACUUUUGCGAGCAAUACAGGCGCCGUCCGGUCCCGCCGAGAGCAGGUCCGAGACUCCCAGGGGCUGGGGGACACAGGGACAGGAACGGCCGAGACCAAAGGGACCCAUGAAUGGCGGUGGCAAAGCAGGGAGGGGAAGCAAAGCAGCCUCGUCUCUGGUGCUGCCAUGUCUUGGGGCUGGAUGUUUCCACAACAGCUGUAGGUGCGGGCAGGGCUUGAUCGGCCUCUUGGUUUUACAGCCCGAGGCCCCGCGGCCGCUCCGGGGGCCGGGCCGGGCGGUGCAGGGCGCCGGGGUGGAGCGGCUCUGCCAGCCGGGGAUCCCCACCACGGCAUCCCCGCUGUGGGCUCCUCCCGGCCUCUCCUGGGGCUGGGGGAAAUGCAGGUUUUGGAAUGACACACGGACACCCCGCACCCCCCUGUUCCUCGCCACCCCAGGGCACUGCAGCUCCCCACCUGACUGACCCCGUGCGCUGUCUGUGUAUUGAUCGUGACACUUUGGGGGGGGACACACACUUAUCUUUACCAAAACCCUGUUGUUCUGCCCCAGGAGAAGGGGCUGAGGCUGUGCUGGGGGGGCGGGGGAGGGAUGGGACCAUCUGUGGCUGCUUUGAAACAUUUGUCCAAACUGACCAUCUCGGGGGGCUGGAGACCCCGGAUUGUGGAGGGGCUGGGGGGGCCUGGGGUCUCCCACGGGGCCGUGCCCUCCCCACGGCCCCUCUUCAUCCUGAAUUCGGGAUUGACCCCGGCUUUGGCUUGUCCGGGCUGCGGCCCCAGCUGCUGCUGUGUCCCUGGCCAGGCAGGAAGGGGACGUGCAACGUUUGACCUCGUGUCCCCAGCGAGGCGAACAAACGAAUUUUAAAAAUCGCCUUAAAAUUUUCACUGGAAGUGGUCCCUUGUCAGCGCGCCGGCUCAGAGCAGCCCCGGCCGAGGCCGAAGAGGAGCCGCGGAGAGGAAGGGAAGCGGCCCCAGGGCGUGCCCGGAGUGCCCGGCUCCGUGCGCGCUCCCUCGGGGCCGGCCCGAGCCCGGGGCUCUCUGUCCUUCCAGCGAGGAGUCCAAAUACUGCGAUUGUACGUGAGAGCGUUUGUUCCAUUGCGAGUUUAGUUACUGCUUUAAAACCAAGUGUACAGGUAUGGCAUUUCAAUUUCUCUGAUGCUUCCUGGAAGCCAUAGAAUUUAGGGGCUUUUUUUUAAUAAAAACAAAAAAAUAAAAUAAAAAAAAAAUCUUUAAAACCCAA